UCUUUAUAUUAAUUUAGUCUAUCGCGGGCUGACAUAAAAACCGGACGCGGUCUUCGAAAGUAAAUUAAAAGAAAAAAGUCCUUAAGAUAAUUAUUAAGCACCUACUAUGGAUAGCCUACCCAAGGAUCCGAUAUUAGUAUUUCCUCCUGACACCUUGCAAGUUGUUAGAAAAGAGUUCAACUUGGAUAAACCAGGUGCCAUAGACAGAGCAAUCGACAUUCUGGAGUUAUGGCUGAAGAAACAGGAUCAUUUCACCAAGAAGGAUUUUAGUCGUGGCUAUCUGGAAAGAAACAUCAUAAGGGCAAAGGGCUCUGUAGAAAGGAGUAAGGAGCGCCUAGACAAAAUAUGCACGGCGAGAGUAUUGAUGCCCGACCUUUACGUCUUUCGGGACGUCAGGGAGUUCGUUGAAUUAGACGAACAAACAACUGAUGCUCUCUUACCAAAACUCACAAAGGACUAUUACAGAGUGUUCAUUUUACAAAAUUACGCUCAAACUUUCACAAGAGAACUGUUUACCGAAUUUUACAUACGUGGGUUUUAUUAUUUGGAAUACAUAUCCGCUUUUGACUACGCAAACGGAGCCGUAAUCGUUUUCGAUUAUAGAAAUUUAAAUCUUUUCGAAUUUAUAAAAUAUCUGGACUUGGUUCAAACAGCACAGCUUCUGAACCUGGCAUUGAAUGGCUACGGUAUAAGAGUGAAAGAAAUCCAUUUAAUAUCAACAUCUAGAUUCGUGAAUCUCUUAGUAUCAACGUUCAAACAAAUGAUAUCUGAGAAACUUGCUAAUCGUAUACACGUUCACGCCGAGGCGGACGCUCUACUCAAGUACAUUGACAAGGAUAUCCUGCCUGUAGAAUAUGGAGGUACCGAGGUAUCCAUGAAAGAGAUCCACAAAAAAUGGGUAGAUGUAUUAAGCUCUGAAGACUUUAUGGGGCUCAUGAAGGAAACCUACAAAGCCAAAAUCAAUGAAGCCCUUAGACCAGUAAAGAAACUCAACGAUGAAUAUUUAGGAAUGGCUGGAACCUUCCGCGGUUUAAGCGUAGAUUGAAAUGAAUUAGGUUGAAAAGUUUCUUUUUUUAGUUUUAAAUAGAAUAGGUUGUAUUUCUUAAUUUAUUAAUCUGUGGCUGUAUGCUUUACUAUUUGGAAUGCGUUAUUUAAAUGUUUGUAAUAAGUGAAGUAUUCGAUGACCUCCUAUUUGAAAAAAAGGUAAUUGGUAGUAUCUUAAUCCAAAUGGAAAAAAGGUAUUCAUCUCUUUUUGUAAUGAGAUAGUCGGAGAAUUAGUCAAUAUUUUCUUGCCUAUAUAUGGAGUAAUAAGAUAUAAUCGAACAGCUUAUAAAAUAUAGAUAUCAAAUCAAGUAACGCCAUACAUUGAAAGAUUAAUAAGAUCUUCGGUUGUGCAUCAAUAUUUAUUAUAUUAUGUAGCGCACAAAUUAAAACAUCCCCUUAGAAAAUGCAUUAUACAUGUUUUCAGUCAAAAAAAUAGUAGUAACGGGUUUAUAAUGCUUUUGACUGAUUAUUUCAUAUUCAGAUAUUUGCGCUAGUUCGUUAGUUAGAACAUUUUAUACUUAAUUAUAAUUGAACGGUAUUAUUUAAAUAUGUUUGUACUUUUACAAUAAUAAUGGUUUUAUGCAACAUAUGGUAAUA
Chilo suppressalis (striped riceborer) is the source of this 1641-nucleotide messenger RNA. Lineage: Eukaryota; Metazoa; Arthropoda; Insecta; Lepidoptera; Crambidae. The record is from the annotation of a GenBank genome assembly.